AUGCCUUUGGAUCUGGCGACUGGCCUAUCUAAAUCCAUAGAAAGAGACGACGCAUUGACUGGCCAACCAAAACUUCCCUCAAUGGGACUACAAGAACCCAACUUGUUGACUCGUUUGGUUUCCCAAAAUCCAACAUUUAAACAAGGUGAGGACCAUAACACAAACAAAAAAACUCAUCUCUCUCUUGCAAUUACAGAAGCCAAAUGCAUGGCCAACAUAGCUCUUCCCAUGAUAUUAACAGGCCUUUUACUCUACUCCCGCUCUAUGAUCUCCAUGCUCUUCCUCGGUCGCCUCGGCGAGCUCUCUUUAGCUGGCGGUGCACUCGCUCUCGGAUUCGCCAACAUCACCGGUUACUCAAUCUUAUCAGGGCUUUCCAUGGGAAUGGAACCCAUUUGUGGCCAAGCUUUUGGAGCCCAAAGAUUCAAGCUUCUUGGCCUCGCCUUGCAAAGAACAGUAAUUUUGCUUCUUCUCGCCUCAAUCCCCAUAGCUUUUCUUUGGUGUAACAUGAAGAAAAUUUUACUGUUUUGCGGUCAAGAAGCUGACAUAGCCACUGAAGCUCAAUCCUACAUUAUGUAUUGUCUUCCAGACUUGUUGUCUCAGUCAUUUCUCCACCCUCUACGUAUAUAUCUUCGAUCACAAUCCAUAACACUGCCUCUAACUUAUUGUGCAACACUUUCAAUUCUUCUCCAUAUCCCCAUCAAUUACUUCGUUGUUUCAGUGCUCAAAUUGGGAAUCAAAGGCGUCGCAAUAAGCGGUGUCUGGACUAAUUUGAAUCUCGUAGGAUCAUUGCUUGUAUACGUUAAAUUGUCCGGGGUGUACAAGAAAACUUGGGGUGGCAUUUCCUCAGAUUGCUUGAAGGGUUGGAAAUCUCUGCUGAAUUUAGCUGUUCCAAGCUGCAUUUCAGUGUGUUUAGAAUGGUGGUGGUACGAAAUCAUGAUUUUACUAUGUGGGUUAUUGCUAAAUCCUCAAGCAACGGUAGCUUCAAUGGGAAUUCUUAUUCAAACCACAGCUUUAAUCUAUAUUUUUCCAUCUUCUUUGAGCUUUGGUGUAUCAACUAGGGUAGGAAAUGAACUGGGUGCUAACCAGCCCGAGAAAGCGAAACUUGCCGCCAUUGUUGGCCUCUCUUCAAGCUUUAUACUGGGAUUUUCAGCAUUGUUCUUCGCCAUUAUGGUGAGAAAUAAAUGGGCCAAAAUGUUCACACAAGAUUCGGAAAUUAUAGCUUUGACAUCAUUGGUUUUGCCCAUAAUUGGGCUAUGUGAGCUCGGAAACUGCCCACAAACAACAGGCUGUGGUGUUCUAAGAGGAACAGCUCGUCCCAAAAUGGGCGCAAACAUCAACUUGGGAUGCUUUUACCUUGUGGGAAUGCCAGUGGCUGUGUGGUUAAGCUUCUACGUUGGUUUCGACUUCAAAGGACUGUGGUUCGGCCUUUUGGCCGCCCAGGGCUCGUGUGUUGUGACCAUGUUGUUCGUUUUGGUCCGAACCAAUUGGGUGGUUCAAGCCCAGAGAGCCAAAGAGCUGACCGGAACCAUCUUUGUCGACGGUGAUCACAACAAUGAAGAUGAAGAAAAGUUUAUACAUCAAAAAACUAGUGAUUCGUUGAGUUCAACAGACAAUACAAAGCUUGACCAAUCACCUGUUUAAUUAACUUACUUGAGAUUAUAAGGUGUUUUUUUU
Messenger RNA from Ilex paraguariensis (yerba mate), 1674 nucleotides. The record is from the annotation of a GenBank genome assembly. NCBI's taxonomy places the organism in Eukaryota, Viridiplantae, Streptophyta, Magnoliopsida, Aquifoliales, Aquifoliaceae.